GCCCGGCCCGGCAGUGGCGGGAGGUAGCCUGUAUAAAUGGGCAGGGGAGAGGGGAGAGGGCUUCGGGGUUCUACUGCUUGGGCUGCUUGUAGGAGUUCUCCGUCUGCUGCCCGUUUCCCGCCGGCCCAGAUGCUAUUCCACUCGCUCCUCCGCCAACCCCGCCUGGGCGCGGUUGGGAAUGGAUGGUCUCCACAGUAUCCUCUCCAAUCACUUCUAGCUGGCUAUCAGUGCAGUUACAAUGAUGAUCACAUUUCUUAUGGAGAGAUGGGCGUUCCAGUUCCUCCUUUUGGGUGUACCUUUUCUACCGCUCCCAAUUUCGAACACAUCCUUGCAGUGGCCAAUGAAGAAGGCUUUGUGCGACUAUAUAACACAGAAUCUAGAACUUGCAGAAAGAAGUUCUUUCAAGAAUGGAUGGCCCACUGGAAUGCCAUCUUUGACUUGGCCUGGGUCCCUGGAGAACACAGACUUGUUACAGCAUCAGGAGAUCAGACAGCCAAGAUUUGGGAUGUGAAAGAUGGUGAGCUGAUUGGAGUUUGCAAAGGUCAUCAGUGUAGCCUCAAGUCAGUUUCCUUCUCUAAAUUUGAGAAAGCUGUCUUCUGUACAGGUGGAAGAGAUGGAAACAUUAUGGUCUGGGACACUAGAUGCAGCAAGAAAGAUGGAUUUUAUAGACAAGUGAAUCAGAUCAGUGGAGCUCACAACACCUUGGACAAACAAACCCCAUUGAAGUCUAAGAAGAAACAGAUUUCAAGAGGACUUGCUCCUUCUGUGGAUUUCCAACAGAGUGUAACAGUGGUCCUGUUUCAGGAUGAGCAUACUCUAGUGUCAGCAGGAGCUGUGGAUGGAGUGGUCAAAGUAUGGGAUUUGCGCAAGAAUUAUACUACAUUUCGACAGGAGCCUAUAGCUUGCAAAUCCUUCCCAUAUCCAGGUAGCAGCACACGAAAACUAGGGUACUCAAGUUUAAUUUUGGACUCCACUGGCUCUACUCUAUUUGCUAACUGCACAGAUGAUAACAUCUAUGUGUUCAAUAUGACAGGAUUAAAGACUUCUCCAGUGGCUGUCCUCAAUGGUCACCAGAAUUCAACUUUUUAUGUCAAAUCCAGCAUUAGCCCAGAUGAUCAAUUUCUGAUCAGUGGCUCAAGUGAUGAAUCAGCCUACAUCUGGAAGAUCUCUGAACCUUGGUGUCCUCCUACUUUGCUCCUGGGCCAUUCUCAAGAGGUCACAUCUGUGUGCUGGUGUCCAGCUGAUUUUACUAAGAUUGCUACCUGCUCUGAUGAUAAUACCAUGAAGGUUUGGCGUUUGAAGCGUGGCCUGGAAGAAAAACCAGCACUAGACAAACAUACUUUAGUAGGUUGGGCAUAUCAGAAGAAAACAGAGGAGAGAGCUGGCCUGGCAGCAAUGACAAGCAACCAGAUGACCCCUGCCAAAGCUCCUAGAGUAAAGAAUGGUCCACUUGUUUCUUCUCCAUGGUCAGCAGCUUGUGCUCCAAAUUGUGCUGGAGACCUUCCUUUGCCUUCUAAUACCCCUACGUCCUCUGUGAAAACUCCUGCAAAGGCCCAGACUCAGAUCAAUCAAAAGGACUCUCCACCCUCAAUUUCCCCCAAGCCACCUUCAUCUUCCAAGAUUUUGUUUCAAAACUGGGUGAACCAGGCACCCUCUUCAACUCCACCCAACACACCAUCUGUCCCUGAGAUCCUGAUUCCAUCUCCAAGAAAAGCCCUCAUUCCUGUGAGCCAGACUCUAUCCCAAUCAAUGACCAGCCCUGAAACAGCAGCCCUAUCUAGAAAUAAAGCGAAGAGGAGGCUAGAUUCCAGCUGUCUAGAAAACACAGAGCAAAAGUGUUUGAAGAAUUGCAGCUGUGUCACAGAGCUGGAGGGGAAUGCUAAAAGAUCUCAUCUGGAUCUGUGCUGCCUGUCAGGAAACCAGGGAGCCAGUAGUGAAGACCUUCUGGGACUCAACAAAUUAAAUGAAAUUGAAAAGGCCAGUGAGACUACUCCAGCUCCAACUUCUCCUGCCAGUUCCUGUACUCCAGCAAGCUUUGGAUCAUCACCUCUUUGUUUUAAACCCUGUGGAGGAGGAUCUGAAAUGGUAGACAAAGAGAAUAGUUCCCCCGAAAGAAAAAACUGGCUGUUAGCUAUGGGGGCAAAAUGGAGGACUGAAAAGGGUGGGAACCGGAGUCCUUCCAGUGGUUCAUCUUCUCAGACUAAGAGACAUGAUGGGAAGUCUUCUCCAGUUGCAACUACACCUGGUUCCAUGAGGAAGAUCUGUACAUAUUUUCACCGAAAAUCCCAAGAGGAAUAUUGUAGUCCCGAGCAGUCUAAGGAGCUGUAGAUUGUUUAUUAUGAACCUGAACAUGGAAAUACCUCACCGUUGAAAAUCAGCAUGAAAAGCUAUGUCCUGGAGGUGGCUAGCUCCUGGUUUUGUUAACAUAGUGUAGAUUCUGCAUCUGUAGGGCAAUGCAGGCUUGUGUUUUUAAAGUUCAUUUAUAAAAAGUUAAUCUUUUUCUAUAGAACAUAUUUGAAUAACUAAUUCUCUUUGGGGAAAUGCUGUAGAUGCUUUGCAAUAAUAGCACAGCAUAUUCCAUAGGCACAAGACCUAGUUGUAUAGUUCUCUGUUCUGCAGCCUAUGAUGCAGAACAGCUGAAGAGGCCAGGUAAAAUCCUCUGAAGUUCUCCAGAUCUGUUCAAUGUUCUAUUCCUUUGUAUAGCAAAAAUGUGUGGCUAUUUAUGAAGAAAUCUUGUAAUUUGUUGUAAAUAUGACAUUUCCAUUUGGGAACUUUAGUAUUUCCUACAUUUUUUUUAACAAAUUAAUAAAAACUGUUUGAUUUUUGUUUACCCUGACAUAAUAUUAAAAUACAUGAAAAGAGGCAGGAUUUUUUUUAAGGUUUGGUUUGGUAAAUUGUUAUUAUAAAGGUAAUAAUGACUGGGAAGCACAGUAUGACAGAGAAAAUAAACUAGCUCCAGAAACACAAGAAACCCUGGUUUUGAGUCCCAGCUCCCUUUAGAACUGAAUCACCUUUGACAUCCAAUUCACUUUUCUUGUAUCUCAGUUUACUCAUUACCAUUUGCACUACUUAUUUGUUGUAAAGAACUUGCUUUGGAAACCUUAAAGCACCAUAGAAAAGUGAGUUCUAGGCAAUAAGAGGAAGAAAAUCUUGAUAUUUCUACCUUUGGUCAAUUCUUUAUUCAGUUAAUAGGUGUUCAUCCUCCCCCUCCCUCCCACUUCCCCCCAUGGCUACAGUGUUCCAAGAGCUGGGAUACAAAAUCAGAACAGUCCUUGCACUUUAGGAACUUUAUAUAAUAGAGAGCCACUGUGAUUUUUAAGCAGAGGAAUAUUGUCACCAGCAUACUGUGAUAUUCAUUUGCCAGUAACUAUGUUAAGUACUUUAUAGUUAUUUCAUUUCAUCCUCACAACAACCCUAGGAGGUAGGUGCGCUACUAUUACCCUCAUUUUACAGAUGAGAAAACUGAGGCAAACAGAUUUGUGACUUUUCCAGGGUCACACAAUGUCUGAGGCAAAAUUUGAACCCAGGUCUUCUUGACCCUGUGUUCUAUCCACUGUGCCACCUAGCUGCCUCUAGUUGAACUCAGGGUUGCUGCUUGAUUGGUAACAAAUACAUGUUCCUCUCAUAAGUAAAGGUUAUAGUGCUUAAAGUUUCAGCAUAUUUACAAAGCAGCCUAUUGUCACACUGAUGUAACAUUUUAAAAUUCUUUCCAUUUAGUACAGGAAAAAUCCAGCAUAUACAAAUAACAGUAAAUCUGGAUUAGGGUAUUUAGCUGCAUCAGUUAGCUUUAUCCCUGCUAUUUCAGCAGUAUUAGUUAACAUCCAUUCCCUUUCAACUGAAUGGUCUGGUGUUUGGAAAAAGAUAGACCACUCCCAGUUUUACAGUGGGUUGAGGGCAAGACCCCAAAACCCAUCCUAGUCAAGUCCUAAUUUUCUAAGCUCAAUAUUUCUAGCUUUCUCCUUAAUUAGGAAGUCUUAACUGCAAGCCUACUUGCCUAUUUAUCCAAUUUUAUUUUUUUCUGGCUUUCUACCUAUAACACCAGCAGGGUGUAUCUUGAACCCUGGGCAUUUACAAGUCAUAAAAUUUUCAAAAACUAUUUGACAUAAUUUCCCCUUAACAAACUUAAUGACUUGCCUGUGAAUUUAUCUAGAGCCUUCUUUUCUAGUUUUCAACAUGUAACUUAUAGAUGUGUAUUUAAAUUACCAUCUUCUGUCCAAUCAGAGCAAUCUGAUUUGGGGGGAAAAGUUAUCCCAGCUCUAAGCAUUUACUAACUUAACUCUGUGAAAAUGUACUGCAUUGUAGAGAGUGCCUGUCCCUUCAGUUUCAAAAUCCAGGGAACUAAUUUUUUCUUGUCUGUAUCUGUCAUGAUUUUCUGGAUUUUAUACACUUCUCUUCAUCCUUUUGUCAUUCUAUCUUUAAGUCACUUAACAUCUCCAUCUCUAAGUCUGUUUCUUUAAAAUAGGAAUAACACUUAACAUGAGCCUUGUGAGUAUCAAAUGAGGGGAAUAUAUGUAAGCACUUUCUAAUUUUAAAACUACAUAAAUGCUACCUAUUAAUUUUUUUUAAACUCUUACCUUCUGUCUUUGUAUCAGUUCUAAAACAGAAGAGCAGCAAGCUCUAGGUAGUUGGGGUUAUAUGCCUUGUCCAGUGUCACAUAGCUAGGAAGGGUCUGAAGCCAAAUCUGAACCCAGGUCCUGGGGCUUUAUCCACUGCAGCACCUACCUACCCCAUCUAUUCAUUUUAAUUGCCCUUUUCUAAUUUAUUUCUUGAGGUAGAACAACCAGGACUGCAUACAACACUUCAAAUAUAUUAACCAAUAAAGAAUAUGUGGGAGAGAAUAAAAUUCCUGUAAGCUUUAUCUCACACACACACACACACACACACACACAGUUUGGUCAUAUUAAUGGAAUCUUUUUCUUAGGUUUUUAUUGUAAGAUUACAACCUUCAUUUCAGCCAAAUUGACCUAUAAUUCCCUGAACUUGGCAUACCAUCUCUCACCCUCCUCUGCCUUCACACAGGUUAUUCUCAUGUCUGGAAUGCUUCUCUUCGCCUUUCCCAACCAGAAUCUCUGGCUUUCUUCAAGACUUGGGUCAUGGGCCACCUCCUAUCCUCUUGUCAGUUCUCACAUUCACAAAUAAACUUAGCUUUUUAUAUUUUGUAUCACCACCAUAGAUUGUAAGUUCCAUGAGAGCAGGAUUUGUUUUGGUUUGUAUUUGUACUACCAGUGCCUUGCCAACCUGAUACCUGGCACUUAAUAAACACUUGUUUGAUUUAA
This is a messenger RNA of Monodelphis domestica (gray short-tailed opossum), 5276 nucleotides long. It is a transcript of the gene DTL, whose product is annotated as denticleless E3 ubiquitin protein ligase adapter. Gene Ontology annotation, cellular component: nucleus. Lineage: Eukaryota; Metazoa; Chordata; Mammalia; Didelphimorphia; Didelphidae. Gene Ontology annotation, biological process: mitotic G2 DNA damage checkpoint signaling; proteasome-mediated ubiquitin-dependent protein catabolic process. The record is from RefSeq and is a predicted model, not a curated record. Gene Ontology annotation, molecular function: protein binding; protein-macromolecule adaptor activity.